Postia placenta MAD-698-R-SB12 is the source of this 1035-nucleotide messenger RNA. RefSeq lists its product as hypothetical. The record is from RefSeq and is a predicted model, not a curated record. Gene Ontology annotation, biological process: methylation. NCBI's taxonomy places the organism in Eukaryota, Fungi, Basidiomycota, Agaricomycetes, Polyporales, Adustoporiaceae. Gene Ontology annotation, molecular function: oxidoreductase activity, acting on the CH-OH group of donors, NAD or NADP as acceptor; nucleic acid binding; methyltransferase activity. The transcript has 4 exons. The coding region runs from base 1 to 1035 and encodes 344 amino acids.
AUGCCUGCAGUCACCUCAGGAAAGAUUCUUGUCUCCGGCGCAAACGGCUUCGUUGCCGUCUGGGUCGUGAAAUCUCUGCUCGAGCGUGGUUACACUGUCCGGGCAACUGUCCGCUCCGAGAACAAGGGCACACACCUGCGCAAGAUCUUUGCGUCCUAUGGCGACAAGCUUGAGCUGGUCACAGUGCCUGACAUCACCACGGCCGGUGCAUUUGACGAAGCCGUCAAAGGCGUCGACGCUAUCGAGCACACCGCCUCGCCCUUCCACUUCAAGGCUGAUGAGCCUGAGGAGAUGAUCACUCCUGCCGUGCACGGCACUGUACGCAUUCUCGAAUCCGUGGCCGCACAUGGGACCUCCGUCAAGCGCGUCAUCGUCACGUCUUCUGUGGCAGCCGUGUUCACUGCGCAGAGCACCCCGCGCACCUUCUCUGAAGUAGACUGGAACGAAGGCUCGAUAAACGACUGCAAGGCGAACGGCCGCAACGCACACCCUGUCAGCAAGUACUGCGCGAGCAAGACACUCGCCGAGCGUGCCGCGUGGGAGUUCAUGGAGAAAAACAAGGGCAAGCUCGCGUGGGACCUCGUGGUGCUGAACCCGCCCUAUGUCUUCGGGCCGCUCCUCCACGAGGUCAGUGGGCCCGAUGCGCUGAACGAGAGCAGCCAGGAGUGGUACGAUGCUGUCGUCAAGAGCACCCUCUCUCCUAAGGACCUGUCCACGACCGGCGCGGAGUGGAUCGAUGUCCGCGACCUCGGAGACUUGCACGCCUUGGCGCUCGAAAAGGAGGAGGCUGGUGGCCAGCGACUGCUCAUCAGUGGCGGCCUAUGGAAGUGGCAAGACUGGGUCAAUGCUUCGCGGAAAGCUGGUGCCGACGUUGCCCCUGGCGAUACGACGUACGACCCGAAGACUACGACGCAUUUGACCGUAUACGACGUGUCGAAGUCCAGCAAGAUCUUCGGCUUCAAGUACCGUACGAUGGACGAGACCACGCGCGACAUCCUCGCUGACUUCAAGUCGAGGGGAUGGGUCAAGGCAUGA